Messenger RNA from Hylaeus volcanicus, 978 nucleotides. It is a transcript of the gene Arl1, whose product is annotated as ADP-ribosylation factor-like protein 1. Lineage: Eukaryota; Metazoa; Arthropoda; Insecta; Hymenoptera; Colletidae. The transcript is spliced from 5 exons. The coding region runs from base 175 to 717 and encodes 180 amino acids. The record is from RefSeq and is a predicted model, not a curated record. Gene Ontology annotation, cellular component: Golgi apparatus; cytoplasm. Gene Ontology annotation, biological process: intracellular protein transport; vesicle-mediated transport. Gene Ontology annotation, molecular function: GTP binding; GTPase activity.
CUUCACACAAGUUGGAAGUAAUGAUACAAGUCAGCAAGUGAAACGAAGAGGGAUCGUAUCUGUGAAUAGUUAAAGGGGUGUGCGCCCCGGUUUCUCUGAACAUAAGUGUGAUUAUUAUAUUUGACAAUAAACUUUUAUUCAUACUAUAUGAAUUGGAAAUAACAGGUUCUCGAUAUGGGAGGAUUACUCAGUUAUUUUCGCAAUUUGCUCGGGAGCCGGGAAAUGCGAAUUUUAAUUCUUGGCCUGGAUGGAGCCGGGAAAACCACGAUUUUAUACAGAUUACAGGUGGGUGAGGUGGUUACAACAAUACCUACUAUAGGGUUCAAUGUAGAACAAGUUACAUAUAAAAAUUUAAAGUUUCAAGUGUGGGAUCUUGGUGGUCAGACUAGUAUACGACCAUAUUGGAGGUGUUAUUACUCGAAUACAGAUGCAAUAAUUUAUGUUGUGGAUUCAGCAGACAAAGAUAGGAUAGGCAUAUCAAAAGAUGAAUUAAUUUACAUGUUGAGAGAAGAAGAAUUACAAGGUGCUAUCUUGGUAGUCUUGGCAAAUAAACAAGAUAUGGCAGGUUGUUUAAGCGUUGCCGAAGUUCAUCAGGCGCUUGGAUUGGACGCCCUUAAAAACAGAACGUUCCAAAUAUUUAAAACAUCCGCGACGAAAGGCGAGGGUCUCGACCAAGCGAUGGAUUGGCUGUCGAACGCGCUGCAAAGUAGAAAAUGAUUAACAUUAUUAAAGUAUCUUUUUUACCCAAGCCUUACUGAGAAGACUAGUCAUAUGACUGUCACUUUGAAUCACCCAUGCUGAGCUGGGCGUAUCAUUAUGUUUAUUUAUUACAAUUAUAUUUUAAAUAGCCUUACAAUUUCCAUGAAGAAUCUAAUCUAAGAUUUAUCAUACCUUGCGUAAUGUGAAACACGGAAUAAAACUAGAAAGUUUUAUCUUUCUACGAAACUUAAACUGAAAUAAAAAUAGACGAUCUCUUGA